This is a messenger RNA of Guillardia theta CCMP2712, 600 nucleotides long. RefSeq lists its product as hypothetical. The transcript has 3 exons. The coding region runs from base 1 to 600 and encodes 199 amino acids. The record is from RefSeq and is a predicted model, not a curated record. NCBI's taxonomy places the organism in Eukaryota, Cryptophyceae, Pyrenomonadales, Geminigeraceae. Gene Ontology annotation, biological process: N-terminal peptidyl-glutamic acid acetylation. Gene Ontology annotation, molecular function: protein N-terminal-serine acetyltransferase activity; protein-N-terminal-glutamate acetyltransferase activity. Gene Ontology annotation, cellular component: NatA complex.
AUGAAUCUCUCCCGCUCGACACUUGAUGGGGUCGAGCAUCUCUCAGUUCGGAUCCGACAAGCCUGCGUCAACGACGUGGUUCACCUGCACCGCAUGAACCUGAUCUGCCUGGCUGAGAACUAUCACUCUCAGUACUUUAUCGUCUCGAUACUGAGGUGCCCAACGUUGACUUGGAUCGCCGAGGUGCUCGAGGAGGACGCUGUGCUAGGGAGAUUCUGGAGACCUGUCGGAUACGUGUUCGGGAGGACUCAGCAACCUGAGAAUGCUGAAGUGGAAGGGCAGAUAACUUCGCUUGCAGUCCUGAAGAAGUACAGGAGUCUACAUCUCGGCCGCAAGCUGAUCCAGCGCUGCAUGACGGCCAUGACGGAGUUCUACGACGUGAGGAGGUGCUGCCUGCAUGUCCGGGUGAGCAACAAGGCGGCGAUGAAGCUCUACUGCGAUGUGUUCAACUUCCAGGUGGAAGGCGUGAGGAGCAGGUACUACCCUGACGGAGAAGACGCCUAUUUCAUGUCGAUGGACCUCACUGGAUGGAUCGCAGAGGAGCACCAGGAGUUUGCUAACCAGCAGCAGUUCAUGUCAGAACAUACGGCCAUAGUAUGA